Ogataea angusta is the source of this 1761-nucleotide messenger RNA. RefSeq lists its product as uncharacterized. The coding region runs from base 1 to 1761 and encodes 586 amino acids. NCBI's taxonomy places the organism in Eukaryota, Fungi, Ascomycota, Pichiomycetes, Pichiales, Pichiaceae. The transcript has a single exon. The record is from RefSeq and is a predicted model, not a curated record. Gene Ontology annotation, molecular function: long-chain fatty acid transmembrane transporter activity; long-chain fatty acid-CoA ligase activity.
AUGAAGCGGCAUGCACAGAAGACCGCUCUCAUAUAUAUACGGCCAGCAGCUGCGAAGGGUGAAUUUGACAUCGAGAAAUUUACCUAUGACGAGCUUUAUGAGCUCGUUCUGCGCUUGUCUCAUAUUUUGAAGACGAAGUACGGAGUCAAGAAAAAUGACAUCGUGUCUCUAUAUAUGAACAACAGUCCCAUAUUCAUCAUCAUGUGGCUAGCGUUGUGGAAUCUAGGCGCAAUUCCAUGUUUCCAGAAUAAUAAUCUGACCCAUAAACCACUGGUGCAUUCGCUUUCUGUCGUUGACUCUAAACUCGUCUUUGUGGACGAGGAGUGUCAAGCCCUCUUUGAUGGAACCAAAGACGAGAUCCUUGCUACAAUUCCUGAUCUGAGAUGUGUCUACGUUGAUCAAAAGCAGUGGCUCAAAGAUAUUCGGAAUCCUUCGUCCCCUGGCUUUAGACUCGAUGACGCAGAACGGGAUAGAGAUCUGCUAUACUAUAAGCCUGCAGUACUUAUAUUUACCAGCGGAACGUCCGGAUUACCAAAGUCUGCAGUGAACUCGUGGCGAAAAGUGUUCUUUGCUUCUUUUUUCUUCCCCCAUGCUAUGAGACUGAGCAGCUCCACCAACAUGUACACCGCCAUGCCACUAUACCACGGCACUGCAUCUAUACUUGGUGUGCUCCCUAUUUUUGCUCACGGCGGCACGCUCUCGUUGGGCACCAAAUUUUCUCUCUCUUCCUAUUGGACUCAGGUCAGACUUGCUGGAGCAAACACUAUCCAGUACGUGGGUGAGGUGUGCCGCUACCUGCUUAAUGGGCCAGCUACAGACGACGAGAAAUGGUGUCGUGGAAAAAUUAGACUUGCUGUUGGAAACGGGCUGCGUGCUGAUAUAUGGACCAAGUUCAAGGAAAGAUUUGGGAUCCCUGCUAUAGGAGAGUUCUACGCCAGUAGUGAGGGUCCUUUUGCGACGACGUGCUACGAGCAAUCAGGAGUUGGCAUUGGCUGCAUCAGAAACCAGGGAUGGCUGGCAGAUAAAGCUCUGAGUUUGAUGUACUGCCUGGUCAAGACGGAAAAGGACGACGACGCUACGCUAUACAGAAACGAGCAGGGGUUUUGCGAGAAGCCUCGGGCUGGAGAAAACGCCGAACUCUUGAUGCACGUCCUGAACCCAAGAAACAUCAAGGCCACAUUCCCUGGGUAUGUGAAUAACGAGGAUGCAACGUACUCGAAAAUUGUGCGCAACGUGUUUCGCAAAGGUGACGCUUGGAUCAGAACUGAUGACCUUUUCCAGUACGACGAGUACGGGUGCAUCAAGUUCGUGGAUAGACUUGGCGAUACAUACAGGUGGAAAUCUGAGAAUGUGAGCACCACCCAGGUGGAAAACAGCUUACAAUCGCAUCCUUCAAUUGACGUCAGCGUCGUCGUGGGAGCAAGGGUUCCCAAUCAUGAGGGCCGCUGUGGUUUCGCGAUUUUACAGACCAAAUCCAGAAACGAAGAAUCUGAAGACGAGAAGAGCAAGCUGCUUACGGAGUUGGCGGCACUAGUGUGUUCACAAUUACCUCAUUUUGCACGCCCGUGUUUUAUCAGAUUUGACAUCAUUGAGCACACUCACAACCACAAGGUGUCCAAGAAAAGAUUCAGAGACCCCGUCCUGCCGUUUGGCCCAAGCAAUAAAGAUUCGGUCUACUACCUCAACCUCAGCACUAAAAAGUAUGAGCCGCUCACCGAGGAAAUAUACAGGGGCAUUGCAUCCGGAUCAAUACGAAUUUGA